Molecule: messenger RNA, 1850 nt
Organism: Cotesia glomerata
Lineage: Eukaryota; Metazoa; Arthropoda; Insecta; Hymenoptera; Braconidae
Exons: 3
Coding region: 381-1637 (418 amino acids)
Source: RefSeq, a predicted model, not a curated record
UCAUUUUAACUAAAAUUUAGCCCCUCUUUCGCUCCAGAAUCCCCUCUACUCCUCCAGCUACCCUCCAGCCACCCUCAACCCUCGCCAGGACAAUUCCUUUGGUUCAUCUUUCUGUCAUUGUCAUUUGCAAGCUUCUCACUUGGAGAUUUUACCGAAGGGAGGAAAAGAGACCGCGAAUUUGUCACCCCCAGAGACUUUAUCGUCCCCCACACUCGCUAAACUCGUCGACUCUCUACAGAACUACACUCCGCUACGAUUAUUAUCUCAUUUGCCGGCGCGAAGUACACACGUGCUUUUUUUAGUGCGUCAUUUUUCCAAAUUUUUAAUUGUUUGUUAUUGAAUAUUAAUUUUAUUAUAAAUUGUCGUCAAACAGAUCAACAAUGACAACGACCACGGGGGAUCCAUCAAGCCUAAAAACACCAUCCAGCCUCUCGGGGGGUGAUUUAGUAUCCAGACUACUAGCCGCAACCCCACCGUACCUUUACAACGUCCCGUUAACACCUCACAGCUUCUUCUUCAGCGAGAUGCUAAGGUCUUUUGUCCAAGCCAAGGCUUCUUCUUCUUCAGAAGCUCCUCCAGCAACAACUCCUUCUUCUUCAGCAGUCGCGAAUAAUUUAUCAAACAAUCGCAGACGAAAACGCUCUUGGAGAGACGCCAGAGAACGUCCUUUAGAGCUUACCAAGGACAAAAGUGUCUUAAAUGACUCUAAAUAUUUUCACCAAGAAUUAUCUCCUGAAAAUAAUCGGUACAGAUCUGCAGCAGCAGCAGCAGCUGCUGCUGCUGCUGCUGAGUAUGAAGAAAAAAAUCAGGGACAAAAUAUUGAAGAAAAAAAUCAAAAUCAAUUCGAACCUUUGAAGCCUGUUGAUGAAAAUCGGGAUUUUUUGAAGAAUAGACACUUUUUUGAUGAUCCUUCUCGAUUAUUUAAUAAUAAUAAUAUCAAUAAUAAUAGUAAUAAUAAUAAUAGUAAUAGUGAAGAAAAUUUAGAAGAAAAUCGCAAAGAAUCUGGACUUGGAUUUGCAGAAGGGGAAAAAAAUUCUAAAUUAGAUUUCAAAAAUCAAAAUUACACCUUACCUGCUACAAAUUCAGAGUUCACUCCUUCGCCAUUUUGGUACCCACCGUACCCAAUUCCGCCGCAGUACCCUGGGAUAGACCCCCUGCACUUCUUCAUCGACUUACGUGUGUCCGGACACAUCUGGGACCGGAAGGUUAACAGUGAACGGCAGCCGAUUUUCAAAAACAAACACUGCUCCGCGUUUAGUGUACCGCAAACUGCUAAAGAGUACAAUCGACCGCUUAAUUUGACUCGCGACGAGGCCGGGGCCUGUAAGAAUAAGGAGAAUUAUAGGGGCACUCAUUUUAUUUUUAAAAAUUUGACCAAGACUUACCGGGAUAUUGAGAGUAAGAGCAAUAGGGAGAAAUGUGAUAGCAAGAAUGAUGAAGCCGUCGGUAGCUCAUCACAGCAAGACAGAGAAAGAGCGUCACCGUCAACUUUUAAAGAAGACAACGAAGAUGUUUCUUCCGGAACAACUGGGAGUAAAAAAGACAUACGUGCUCUUAUUGGGUUAGAACUUGUUGUCGACUAUGUUAAGGAACCGAAAGAAGAGCCCCAGCCGCAGUCACCCACCAAUAACAUAUAAAUUGUUAUUAUAAUUAAUUAUAAAUAUGUAUUUUAAAAUCUUAGAAAUUAUAAAUUAAUUAAUAACUAAAUAUUGGAUAAUUAAAUUACGUGCAAUUUUAUUUGUAUUUAUUUUGUGAUCUGUAAAUAAUUAUUAUAAUUAUGUGCAAUCUAGGUAAAUUAUAAGUAUGUAUAAUUGAAUUAUAUAAAAAUAAAGAAACUUUAAUUUAAAAAA